Messenger RNA from Phaeodactylum tricornutum CCAP 1055/1, 619 nucleotides. RefSeq lists its product with no specific name. Bases 1 to 417 code for a protein of 138 amino acids. NCBI's taxonomy places the organism in Eukaryota, Bacillariophyta, Bacillariophyceae, Surirellales, Neidiaceae. The record is from RefSeq and is a predicted model, not a curated record. The transcript has 3 exons.
AUGUACCACGAUGCGAACUCACGGGUCACCCACCGCCCGAGUCCUUCGUGUACGCCGCCGCGACACUCGGUCGACCGACCGCGCCCAUCCGAUCGCCCGAGUGUUUUCGGUACCAAGUUCCGGAACUCUAUUUCGAUCAUGUCUUUUGUAGCGACAGCUUCGUCUCGUAUGGUGGUCAAGGCCCGACCAGCGGUACAACAACGUCGUACUUUCUUGAACUGGAUGGUGAAUUACCCCGAUAAGAUUAACGAAAUGAAAAAGGCGCAUCAGGCGGGAGGCCGUGCCGUGUAUACGUGGCAAAAGCAACCGCAAGACAAGGUGGCCAACCUGAUUGGGAUCGGUCUCGUGACGAUUGGUAUGAUCCAGCUCGUUCCGGCGUUCUACCGAUUGUCCACCGGCAAGGGCAAGAUGGAAUAGAGUUGCAGCAAUGUUCUUUAAUUUAUACUUUGACCCAAGAUGGAGAAACUGGAGGAAGUGGUCAUGGUGGUGGUUGUCUUGGCGCUGAUUGGUUGCCGCUUUGGUCGUCCACACGAACGGUAGUGCGAAAGUCCUUGAUUAGUUUCUUCGGUAAUACUAAAGAGAGAUAGUACCUGUACCUAGCUAAUUCGGAAAGUGUCUA